UCUCCAAUAAAUGCCCCCUCUGCUCCACGCCUGAACGCUUGUUGCCCUGCUGUCGAGCUCCGUGUCGCUCUGGGGCAUUGGUCUGGAGGAAGCGCUGAUCCCACAAUACACUGGAGUCUCCGAUGUGACAGCCCUUGAAACAUGGCUGAAGUCGGCAGCAGCAGCCUGGCCGAGCAACUCAAAUCGUGCAUCGUCUGGUCCUGGACCUACCUGUGGACGUUGUGGUUUUUCCUGAUGCUUUUCCUUGUUUACAUCUUGCGGGUUCCCCUGAAGAUCAGCGACAAUCUGAGCACAGUGAGUAUGUUUUUGAAUACAUUAACCCCCAAAUUCUACGUUGCUCUGACAGGCACAUCAUCCUUGAUCUCAGGGCUUAUUCUGAUAUUUGAAUGGUGGUAUUUUCGAAAGUAUGGCACAUCAUUUAUCGAGCAAGUCUCAGUAAGCCACCUCCGGCCAUUGCUUGGUGGAGUGGACAACACCACGCCCAGCAACUCCACCUCAAAUAACGGAGAUACUGAUUCGAACAGACAGAGCGUGUCAGAAUGCAAGGUGUGGCGGAAUCCACUAAAUUUAUUUAGAGGAGCGGAAUAUAAUCGGUAUACGUGGGUAACAGGAAGAGAACCACUGACUUACUAUGACAUGAAUCUUUCUGCACAAGAUCAUCAGACCUUCUUCACAUGUGAGACUGAUCACUUACGGCCUGCCGAUGCUAGUAAGAAGGAUUUAAUGCAAAAAGCUUGGAGAGAGAGGAACCCACAAGCAAGAAUCUCUGCAGCACAUGAAGCCUUAGAAUUAAAUGAGAUAUUUUACCAUUGGCGUCCACUGCUACAGCCGCUGCAAGCAAAAAGAAGGACCCAAAAUGGAAUAAAGUUCACAAUAUGUGCAACUGCAUACAUUCUUUUGGCUGAAGAAGAAGCUACUACCAUUGUGGAAGCAGAAAGACUCUUUAAGCAGGCACUGAAGGCAGGAGAGGUUUGUUACAGACGCAGUCAACAGCUGCAGCAUCACGGAGCGCAGUAUGAAGCACAGCACAGGCGAGACACAAACGUGUUAGUAUAUAUCAAAAGAAGAUUGGCGAUGUGUUCGAGAAAACUGGGAAGGACAAGAGAAGCAGUAAAAAUGAUGCGAGAUCUGAUGAAGGAAUUCCCUCUUCUCAGCAUGUUUAAUAUUCAUGAAAAUUUACUGGAGGCACUUUUAGAAUUACAAGCCUACGCUGAUGUGCAAGCAGUAUUAGCUAAAUAUGAUGAUAUAAGCCUUCCAAAGUCAGCAACAAUAUGUUAUACAGCUGCGCUACUUAAAGCAAGAGCAGUCUCUGACAAAUUCUCACCAGAGGCUGCUUCCAGGCGAGGGCUGAGCACUGCAGAGAUGAAUGCAGUAGAAGCAAUACACAGAGCAGUGGAGUUUAACCCACAUGUUCCCAAAUAUUUAUUAGAAAUGAAAAGUUUAAUACUGCCACCAGAACACAUUCUGAAGAGAGGGGACAGUGAAGCAAUAGCAUAUGCAUUCUUCCAUCUUCAACAUUGGAAACGGGUGGAAGGAGCCCUCAACUUAUUACAUUGUACUUGGGAAGGAACAUUCCGAAUGAUCCCCUAUCCCCUGGAAAAAGGUCACCUUUUUUAUCCAUAUCCAAUCUGCACAGAAACUGCUGACAGAGAACUGCUACCAUCGUUUCAUGAAGUUUCAGUGUACCCCAAGAAGGAGCUGCCGUUCUUCAUCCUGUUCACAGCAGGCCUGUGCUCUUUCACUGCUAUGUUGGCUCUCCUCACACAUCAGUUUCCAGAGCUCAUGGGAGUCUUUGCAAAAGCUGAGUAGAUCCUGCUGCAAAAUCUAGAAGCACAGGCGAUUUCAGAUCCAUUCAGGUAAACAGAAGAAGAGAUGUGUGGACUGCGAAGGAGAUGCUUUAGUGCCUGUGGGGCUUUUAAAUAUUUAAACAUUCAACUCCAGUUUACAAGUGCGCCCACCUUUUUCUCUCUCCUUGUUUGCACUUCAAUUUUUUUCUGUCAUUUUUCCCCCAGUAAGUUGUGUCUCAAACCAUGGAUUUGGAGACGACUGGAACAGCCUGGAUUUUUGUUAAAAUUGCAAAAUUAAUAUAUCAUGUUCUCACUUGAUAAUUGGAUUUAGCACCUUUAGCAUUCAAAUCCAAUGUUAACAACAGGGUAAUUAAUGCAGUGCUAGUGAUUAACUGUUUUCAAACUAAUCUGUUGAUUAUGUUGUGGAAUUAGGAACCUGAUCAUGAACAAUUAGCAAAGUAUUUCCUCAAAUAAUCACCAAAUGAUCUUACAUGUUAUCAGUGAUGUCUAAAAUGAAGGAGAAUCUAAUAAAUAAGAUCAAGAACAUGAGAAAAUCUGCAGAUGCUGGAAAUCCAAAGCAACACACAAAAAAAUGCUGGAGGAACUCAGCAGGUCAGGCAGCAUCUAUGGAAAUGAAUAAACAGUCAACAUGUCAGGGCCAGACUCUUCCUCAUUCAGUCUUGAUGAAGAGUCUCAGCCCAAAACGCUGACUGUUUACUCUUAUCCAUAAAUGCUGCCUGACCUGAAUUCCUCCAGCAUUUUGUGUGUGAAUUUAUUAAGAUAGCAAGUUAUCACUUCCUUUUUAUUACAGAUCUCUUCUCAACCUGAAUUCACUGAUUUGCAGCCAAAAGUUGUUUCAGUUGACAAGAGCAUUGGCAUGUUAAAGAAAAAUUAAUGCUUAAGGAAAAACUUAUGAACGAUACCAGGAGCCUCCUCUUCCAUUGUUGCCCCCUCAUCCAAAGGGUGGUAGCAGUGACGGUGCUGAACAGUCACUACAUCAGCAAAAAAAAAGUCACCAUUAUGUCAGGCAGCAUCUAUGGAGGGAAAUGAACAGUCGGUGUUUCCAGCUGCGAUCCUUCAUUGGAUAGAUCCUGAUGAGGACAUUGGCCCAAAAUGUUGACUGUUCCUUUCCCUCCACCGAUGCUGACUGACCUGCUGAGAUUCUCCAGCAUUUUGUGUGCAUUGUUCAAGAUUUCCAGCGUCUGCAUAAUCUCUUGAGUUAGCAAUAAUUGUUUAGACUGGGUCCACUGCAUCGCUUUCUGUAGAGUAAAACAUUUCGUAGGUGCAUCCAUUGUAGAGUAAGGUUGCGGACUACAUUGAGCUUUUUAAUUUGUAUGAAUGCUAAAGUGAUCUAUAAUUGUUUGAAUGAAAUUAAUGGCUGAAAUAUUCUCUUGAAUACACAUCUCAAGUUUGCUUUGUGUUUCUUUAAUGUUUAUUUUCUGCACUUAACUCUCUGCUUAAACAAGAUUUUCCAUUAUUUCUCCCUGCAGUUUCUCAGUACUCUGUUUGCUCCAUUGAAUUUUGUGAUGGAGAAGGUUGAAAGCAUCUUGCCUUCCAGCCUAUGGCAUCAAUUGACACGAAUCUAAGAAGAAAGGACUUAUGAUAGACUGGUUGCCAUAACACCUGUGCCAAGCUCAUAUCUUGCAGAAUGCAAGGCAGCAUGAUAAAGUGGAUGAAAAUCUGAAUUAAAGACUCUAUAUGUUAUGUUUUGUUCUCAUGUGGACAUGUUUUAUGUUGUACCAAACAAAGUUGUCGUUGUUCUAUUUUAUUAUUUUGCCAUUAGCAAAAUUCUACAAAAAUAAAAAAAACACAAAAAUAAAGUUUAA
Hypanus sabinus (Atlantic stingray) is the source of this 3613-nucleotide messenger RNA. RefSeq names its product suppressor of tumorigenicity 7 protein homolog. Lineage: Eukaryota; Metazoa; Chordata; Chondrichthyes; Myliobatiformes; Dasyatidae. The record is from RefSeq and is a predicted model, not a curated record. The transcript is spliced from 16 exons. The coding region runs from base 142 to 1809 and encodes 555 amino acids.